AAACAAUCAAAUUGGAAACCACUUCUCAAUUGCCGUCGUCCAACACACACACUCACAUACAACAGGCCAUGAGCAAGAACACGGAAAAGUCGGUGCUCCUCAAAACUUCCUCGGAUGGCGCCAUCCCGCUCCGCCAAGAGCUGCGCGAACUGGCCAGCAUGGCCAUCCAAUUGUCUCUGCGCCAAAUGGUGCGCCAAGUGAUGACCAUCACGGACGCUGCGUUCCAAGGCCACAUUGGGACCAAGCAGUUGGCUGGUGUCGCGCUCGCUGGCAUGUGGAUGGGGGUGCCGUCGGCAUUCAUCCAGUUCGCCAUCCAGGCCAUCUCAACCUUGUGCUCGCAAGCGUACGGCGCCGGCAACAACCAACUCGUGGGCGUGUGGCUCCAAACCGCGAUCGUGUUUGCCGUCGCGGGCGCCAUCCCCGUCAUGAUCUGGUACAUGUUUGUGGGCCACAUGAUUGCAUUCACGAUGGACGACGCCGAGACCGUCGCGUACGGCACCCAGUUCGCGCGCGUGAUGGCGAUGGGGCUGAUCCCUCAGUACAUUUACGGCGCGCUGACCACGUACUUUGCCACGCAAGGGGUGAUCAUGCCUGCGACGUUCUGCAGUUGCUUUACCAUGUGCCUCAACAUUGUGUUCAACCAAGUAUUUAUCUACGGCGCGUACGGGUGGACCGGGCUCGGCUUCAUCGGGUCGCCCUUGGCCACCGUCGCCAGCACGUUCGUGCAAUUGUUCCUCUUUGUCACGUACACGAUUGUGAUCAAGGGGUACCACAAGCAGUACUGGGGCGGUUGGACGUGGGACUGCAUCAAGAAGGAGCGCGUCCAAGUGUUUCUGGCGCUGGCCAUUCCCAUGGGGGCGUCAUCGGUCGUGGACUGGGCGUCGGCCACGGUUGCCGGUGCAUUCUCGGGCUACCUCGGCCCCAACAUUGCCGCGUCCAACGCCGUCAUGAACGGGCUCUUUGGCGUCGUCAACUCGUGCGUGAGUGGAUUCUCUGGGGCUACGCAGAUCCGCAUGUCUCGGUACUUGGGCAAGGGCAGCGCCGACAGCGCCAAGCGCGUGCUGUACAUGGGCGGGUCGAUCGUGAUGGGGUGCUCGGUCGUGCUCCUGUUUGUGUUCUUCCCGUUCCGCCGCAACUUGUUUGGCAUUUGGAGCAACGACCCCGUGAUUGUCGAAAUGUGCUCGGACGCAAUCGUCGUGUUUGUCAUUUGCAUCCUCGUCGCGUUCGUGCGCUUCCUCCUCACGGCGUGCAUGAACGCGCUGUCGAAGGCCGACUUGAACCUCCUCGCCAACAACAUCGCGUCCUGGUGCGUGUAUGUGCCGCUCAGCUACGUCUUGCCCAUCACGCUCAAGUGGGGCCUCGACGGGUUCUGGAUUGCCGACACGCUGGGCGAGUUCAUCAAGGCCAUGAUCCUCGUCUGGGGCGUGCUGCAAGUCGACUGGAACGUCGCUGCCAAGGAGGCGCAAAACGCCGCCGAAUCGGGCGAUGUUGAUGUCGAAGAAGAGCAAGAGCUCAACCAGAUGAAGAAUGAGGCGCUCAUCACACCCACGGGCCUCAAGAGCCCCGCCAGCACCCUCGGCAUGACCCCCGGCCGCACCCCCACCGCCAUGCGACGAUCGCUCAACGCCACGCCUAAAGCCAAGCGAACGGCAAGCUUGCACGUGUAAACAUUGCUUUAUAAUGUAGUAUGGAAUUGCAAUGAUUACGUCGACAACUUGGGUGCAACGUGCCAUGCAAGCAUCGGCACUGCGACCACAGGAAUCUUAACACCAAGCGUAUAGCUCUACGUACUUACUGUACAGUAGUAGUAGUCACACUCCAUGAACCAACGACGUCGAGGUUAU
Aphanomyces astaci is the source of this 1844-nucleotide messenger RNA. RefSeq lists its product as hypothetical. Lineage: Eukaryota; Oomycota; Saprolegniomycetes; Saprolegniales; Verrucalvaceae. The transcript has a single exon. The record is from RefSeq and is a predicted model, not a curated record. The coding region runs from base 69 to 1667 and encodes 532 amino acids. Gene Ontology annotation, cellular component: plasma membrane. Gene Ontology annotation, biological process: transmembrane transport. Gene Ontology annotation, molecular function: xenobiotic transmembrane transporter activity; antiporter activity.